AUGAAGCCGGACGAGAUGAACUUUGAGCAGCUGGGGCCGGGCCUACACACAGAGGGUGUCACUGGCAUGGACACCUGCAUUCGGCGGCCGCUUGUGGUGACCUGCAGCACGGACAGGCACGUGAGGCUGUGGAAUUACCUGGACCGCACGUGCGAGCUGGACAGGUCGUUCACCGAAGAGGCCCACAGCGUGGCCAUCCACCCCACGGGCACCAUGCUCCUGGUGGGCUUCUCAGACAAGCUCCGCCUGAUGGCUGUGCUGAUGGACGACCUGAAGACCGUCAAGGAGCUGGCCAUCAGGGGCUGCAGAGACGCGGCCUUCGCCCACGGCGGCCACCUGUUUGCGGCGGUCAACGGAAUCAGCGUGGCGAUCUACAACGCAUACACGGCAGAGAACAUUGGCAACCUGCGCGGCCACAACGGCAAGGUGCGCAGCCUGUGCUGGAGCGCGGACGACACCCGGCUGCUGUCCAGCGGGGCGGACGGCGCCGUGUAUGAGUGGCGCCUGUCAGACCUCAAGAGGUGGGCGUCAGGGGGAGGGGCGUGCACCAGGAUCGCGCCGGACUACAUGUGGAGUUGA
Messenger RNA from Monoraphidium neglectum, 579 nucleotides. Its product is annotated as WD repeat-containing protein 65. Gene Ontology annotation, molecular function: protein binding. The transcript has 7 exons. Bases 1 to 579 code for a protein of 192 amino acids. NCBI's taxonomy places the organism in Eukaryota, Viridiplantae, Chlorophyta, Chlorophyceae, Sphaeropleales, Selenastraceae. The record is from RefSeq and is a predicted model, not a curated record.